Messenger RNA from Homarus americanus (American lobster), 2408 nucleotides. RefSeq names its product monocarboxylate transporter 10-like. NCBI's taxonomy places the organism in Eukaryota, Metazoa, Arthropoda, Malacostraca, Decapoda, Nephropidae. The transcript has 4 exons. The record is from RefSeq and is a predicted model, not a curated record. Bases 688 to 1209 code for a protein of 173 amino acids.
GUUCGAUGGGUUAUCCAGGUGGAGAUAGUACAGGUGUGUCAGGCGAAGCCUUCGCGCGGCUCGCGGGAGGGUGUCGCGGUUCCUGGAAUGGUCUGGGACUUGUGGAGUUUAUGGAGGGUGUGGUGAAGAGGAUUAAAGGGCAGAUGUGGCAGGAGACGGACCUGAGUUAGUGUUUUGGUGUUUUAACUAGUGUGGCUUUCACAUGUUCCUGCGUCGACAAGGGAAGUCAAUUUAUGCUCGACAAACAUAAGGAAUACUCAGAACCGUUGUAACAAUGUUUGAAGGGAAUGAGAUACCGUCCUGCCUCGGAGAAUUCAAGAAUUGUCUGUAGCCAAGAUUUAGUGAAAAAACGUUUGCGUUGUAAUAUACGGUAUAUAAACCAGUGAAUAAUACUUAACAAGUCCGUAUUACAAACACGAAGGAAGGCUUCUGCAGAAGAAAAACUACACACAACAUCUCUGAAUUUAAAACGAAUUCUGUCGACACUUGUGGUCUCAGGGUAGAAAUAAUCGGCGGAAAACAAUUUCAUUGAAUUUAAGGACGGAUUAGAAUCACUGGCGGGACUGUCAAUAAACCAGAUAUUCCCUAUUAUCAGAACCAUCAUCUACACGCCACCAUCAGCCCAGUAUCUACUCCACGCCAGAAACUAGCCAGAACCAGUAUCUACCUCAUGACAGCGGCGUGAUCAUGACUGCUGUUGAAGUCUUAGCAGGCACCACACAAGAACCCGUGGGCAACAUGGGCGCCAUGACCUUUGAAGAUGAACCGGUCUCGUCACCACUGUGUGGGGAGCCCGGUCUCGCCCUUGGCACCAUCGUCGAGGCUAAGGGAGGAUCUACCAGUGGCGAGAGUGAGCUUGAGGCCAUUCUGGAACCACCCGAACCACCACCCCACACGAUCUCCUCUGCCUUGAAGCGGGACCAGACGGUGGAGCUGAGUAUAGUCAGAGAGGCAGCACCCUUGAAGCACCCAGACGUGGAUGGCGGCUGGGCCUGGGUUGUUCUCUUCGCCAUGUUCUGGGUCUUCGCCAUCAACUCAGGACUUCUGUGCACGACGGGAAUGUACUUUGUGCAGAUGUUGGACGAGUUUGGCAACAGUCGCUCCUACACAGCCUGGAUGGGUUCCCUGGUCAAUGCUUUCUUGGAGGUCAGUGGCUCCUCAGAUAUGUAUUUUGUCAAGUCAUUGUCAACCUUUUAUGAUCUGAUUUAAUCUCUCUUACAUGAAGCAUUUUUUUAAGUGCAACUCAGUGAAUGACAUUGUGAGACAACCUUGUUUAUGUUUUUAUAGCAAAUUUGGAUCACCUGAAGAUUAGCCUCCAGUUAUUUCACGUGAUUAAGCACCCUAGAAAGGUUAAGUUAUAUUUUAUUAGAGUGAAGGUGGUUAAUCUUAAGGUGAAAAUCAGUUGGGGCUCAUCUUUAGGUGAUUCCUAAGUUUCUAUACUAAUGGAAUACUACAGUUAAAGGGUGAAUACACACCCCAGACAUAGCUGAAGGCACUGUAGUGUGUAAAGAUGAUAGUUUUAUAUGUGUGAAACAUUUAGGUAGGUUUACCUGCAGGAUGUGUAUAAACCGUGCGCUAAGUCAUGUAAAACACACACACACUGUUUAUAGUAACAUAUGCAUAGACAAUCCUUCAUAUUUUCUACUGCUUACAUAAACAUGUUAUUAUGGUACAGUAUUCCAAUAUACUUCCCCUAGGUCCUGUCAGCUCAAUGUUCAUCCAACGAUGGGGUUGCCGCUUAUCCCUCAUGUUCGGAUCUUUCUUGAUGAUGGUGGGGUACCUGGCCUCUGCGUUCGCCACAUCACUGGAGAUGCUUUUUGUGACUUAUGGUUUGCGUAGGUAAGGCAUGUCUCCAUCCAAGGUGUGGUUGAGAAUCCUCAUGACUUUUUCACCUCCGCCCAUGCCUUUGCUUGUUUGUUUAUUUGGCACAGUUGUCUUAUACAUGUGGAAUAGGCAUGAUAACUGAGUCACAGAGUGUUCAAACCCCCCCUUUGACUUGUUGACCUUGUGACCUUUGUCCUGAUGCUUGUCCUCGUGCAGUCUUUAUUCCAGGCAAAUUAUGGUUGAAGCUUAGGAGUAUCCAAGGCAGGCUGACAGCUAGAAGAUGCUGCCGCAUUUUGCCUCAGGCACGUCACAGCUAUCACAUAGACUGAGGUCACCAGCACAACAACUGCAGCACACCUGCACAUAACCACUCUUGCCCUUUUUUAAUUGUUUACAGCAAUUCAGCAAAAUUCCUGGAAUCAGUAAGAGGUCAGAAGCUUUUUAGAAGAAGAUACCAACUCUUUGCUGAAAAAAACACCAAACUCUUCUGCGCCAUCGCUCACAUGGUGGCAUGAUGAUAAUGAUGAUCAUCAUCAUCAUUAUCAUGAUCUUGAUGAUGAUGAUGAAUCUUGAUGAGGUGGUGA